UAUUUUGUCCCUUAUUAAUUGUUAAAAUGCAACCUUUGAUUUGACAUUUGGUAUUGUUUUUUUAGAUUCUGCAGUUUUAAGCAAGGGUUGUCAGUGUUUAAUAUCAACAAAGCAAGGCACCAUUGAGGAGGUUAGCGAUAGAAAUUGAAUCAUACAGCAGUUCGGUUUCAACGGCCACUGCAAGAUUCCACCAAGAUGGCUACUCCAGCAAAACUCCGGAUUAUUUUGGAAGAAAAUGAUAUCCGCAAAUUGAUUCUACCAUUGGGUAUACCUGAUACACUCCAGGAAUUGCUGGCUAUCAUUGGACAGACUUUUUGUAUUGGAGGGGAAUUUACAGUAAUGUACGAAGACACAGAUUUUGGAGGCCAGUUUUUUACUUUGAGCUCCAUUGAGGAAGUAGUAGACAAGGGAACACUGAAGAUUGUACAACCUCAGGCUCCAGUCAUACUAAAUCUCUCUACUGUGGAAGUAACAGAUGUUGGCCACUCCAUAACAGAACAAACUUAUGAAUGUUCCUCCAGCAUUUCAUCUGGAUCCCAUGACACCAUUAUCCUUUCUCCUUCUGAUGAAAGUGAAAGUUCUCAGCCAUGGCCAGCAAAAUUUCAAGUACCUGCUUUUUCUUACGAUGUGGACCUUAUGCUGGAGGCAGGAAAUCUGGCCUACAAAAAGGAUGGCACCUUGUUGAACAAUCCAAGACUGAUAAGUAAUGUACUUGAAAAACUAGCAGAAGAAAUAUUUCGGUACACUGCAUACCCCACAGGUAUCCAAGUUUUAGCUGUUGUUGAAGCACUGAUAGAAAAAUACCCAUGUCUUAAAGAACCUGGUUCUUUUGACGGAUUAUAUGGUUGGCAGCAAAGGAUUAAAUACAAAAUGGGAAAUUACCGGGCAAAACUUAGAUGCCGCCAACUUGCCUGUCCAGAGCUUGAGAUAAACGCAAGGAAAAGACUGAAUUCAAAUGAAAAGGGCUCAACCAAAGGAAUCAAACGUCCCAAGAAAGCCGAAGUGAACUACCUGCCACCAUUGCCAAUUGGAGAGACAGUGGACACCCUAGAACAGGAAAGGCAAGACUGUGCCAUCCGUUCAGGUGCAACGCAGGAAUGCCUCACACCAGCAGAUGUCUCAGUAAUCAUUGAGGGAACUGAGGUUCUGACUGAUUGCAAAUCUGUGGCAAAGGCUUGCCUUCUGCUCAUGGGCCUUAUCUAUGCAAUGAACUUAAGUUACCCAACAAAGUUAAGAUACACGUUUGAGGUGUUUCAGAAGCUACUUCUCAAGCUUGAUUGCUUGAAAAUGUCUCCCAAAGUCCAGGCUUUGCACAACAAACUUCUAGCGUGAGUUUGUACACAACAAUCUCUGAUCAUUUGUUGUUGUUCUGUAUCUUCUGUAUACAUUGAAGGUCAGAGAGGAUUCUGUGUUUUAUUGUGGCUAGCAAGGUAAAGUUGUUAAAGAUUUGUUUAACAGGGUCCGUGUUCUUUUUGCUAAGCACACUGCACAAUUGCAUUUUGUAUAUUGUUUUGUAUAUAGUUUUAAAUGUUUUGAUAAUGGUGCCUUAAGUCUGUUAACAGACAAAACAGAAAAAAACUUUUGUGCAUUUUUUUCUAAAGAUAACUGGUUGUUUUUUGAAGCCUUUGGAAGUGGUAAUAUUGGAGCUCACACACUAUGUUUUAUGUAACCAUCCUUUGAAACCUGUGAAAGGUUUUUUGAGGUUUAUUUUUUUUUUGAGGCACGUAAAUAUGGAAAAUAUCAUUUAAAUUAGAUAAUUUCACAGUUUUUCUGUCAUUUUAAAGGUUUUAUCUGUCAGGCACCAGAAAGAAUAAAGGUGGUGUUGUUUAAAGACUAUAUUUUUCAUAUUUUAUUUCACGUUAAAGGUAGAUAAAAUAUCAUGUAAAUCAAUUUUUUAAAAAGUAGAAUAGCAAGUUAAAAAUGCAUGAAAAUCUAUGAAUCUUGAGGAGAGAUUUGUAAUUAAGUGAACAUGUCUUCCAAGUAAUAUUUACUCUAAUGAUGCAAGUAAACUCCAGUGAUGGACAGAAAAACAAAAAUGAAGUUUACUUAAUAUUCUGAUAAGAGCAAUUCUUAACUGCUAGUAGAAGUUACUUGAAAAUAUCUUAAGUAAAUUUUACUAAGAGAUUCUGUGUGGAAAAUGUUACCGAACUUUUUCUAAGUAAAUACCACUCCAAAUUUCUUUCAGUGUGUGAGAGCUUCU
Melanotaenia boesemani (Boeseman's rainbowfish) is the source of this 2200-nucleotide messenger RNA. RefSeq lists its product as uncharacterized. NCBI's taxonomy places the organism in Eukaryota, Metazoa, Chordata, Actinopteri, Atheriniformes, Melanotaeniidae. The record is from RefSeq and is a predicted model, not a curated record. The coding region runs from base 196 to 1332 and encodes 378 amino acids. The transcript is spliced from 3 exons.